This is a messenger RNA of Morone saxatilis (striped sea-bass), 2366 nucleotides long. RefSeq names its product cilia- and flagella-associated protein 251. Gene Ontology annotation, molecular function: calcium ion binding. Lineage: Eukaryota; Metazoa; Chordata; Actinopteri; Moronidae. The record is from RefSeq and is a predicted model, not a curated record. The coding region runs from base 307 to 1521 and encodes 404 amino acids. The transcript has 6 exons.
ACUACACCACACACCCAGUUGUGUUUCCACUGUGUCCUCUGUGUUCUAGCACAAGGCUGGCACACUGCUCUGACAGUCUUGUGAACUCGGGCCUCCGCUCCCCGUCUCUCUGUAGCUUGAGCAAAGAUCUGAACAAUAUCCGUGAAUCACCUGCAGCUCCAUUACGUUUUCUGUGGAUUUGAUGUUUUAUUAGUGUUAAAUACCAAUCGAUUGUUUUUGGUGUGGUGGAAGGAACAGAAUCGAGACAUUUAUUCAGCGUGGAUUUGUAGUUCUAGAAGAGGUCUUUAACUGUGUACGUCUUCCAAAAUGGCACCUGUAAAAGGCUGGGUAGUGGGGCUCCUGCUGGUUCUCCUGUGCCCAUCCCAGCUCCCGCUCUCUGGUGUCGUGAGUGCCCAGGAAGUGGGUGAGGAAGGCCUCCAUGCCAGAAUUGUUGAGGAGGUUGUGGCCGACGAGGGUGAAGCCGCUGAGGAUGACGAUGGAGCUGGUGAAGAAGAGGAACAGGUAGCAGAGGAGGAAGAUGGCGAAGACGAGGAAGAGUCAGAUGAUGAUUCAGAGGCUGAUGAACAGGAGGCAGAGGAGGAAGAAGAGGAGGAAGAAGGGGAGGCUGAGGCUGAGGAGGAAGAAGAGGAGGCUGAGGCUGAGGAGGAAGAAGAGGAGGAAGAAGAGGAGGAAGAAGGGGAGGCCGAGGCUGAGGAGGAAGAAGAGGAGGCUGAGGCUGAGGAGGAAGAAGAUGAGACUGCCGAGGAGGAAGCGGAGGCUGCUGAGGAAGACAAGGUUGAGGAGGAGGAUGAAGCUGUGGAGGAGGACGAGGAAGAGGAAGAGGAGGAGGCAGCAGAGGAAGAAGAAGAGGAAGAGGCUGCUGAGGAAGAGGAGGAAGAGGAAGAAGCUGCAGAAGAGGAAGAGGAGGUAGAGGAGGAAGAGGAGGAAGCCGCAGAUGAGGAAGAGGAGGAGGAAGAGGAAGAAGCUGCAGAUGAGGAAGAGGAGGACGAUGCUGAAGAAGAGGAGGCUGAUGAGGCAGCAGCAGAGGAAGAUGAGGAGGAGGAGGCUGCAGCUGAAAAUGAGGAAGAAGAGGAGGAAACAGAGGAGGAAGAGGAAGAGCAGGCAACUGAAGGAGAGGAGUUAGAUGAGGAAGAGGAGGCUGAUUAUGCUGAGGACGAGGAAGAGGAGGAUAUCGCUGAGGAUGACUCCGAGGGAGGGAACACAACUGAAGCAGAGGAAGAUGAUGAUGAGCCUGAGGGUGAUGACGCAGCAGAAAACGAAGAGGACUCAAGUGAAGAGGAGCCCGCUGCUGAUGUGCUGCAGUUCCACCCCGGCUCUUUGUGCAGUGUUUGCUCCAUCUGUGAGCAUUGCGCUAAUAACUGUGACAAUUGCCCCUGUGAAGAGGGAGAUCACUGUGACCACUGUGAAGGAUGCUCUUCCUGCUACAUUUGCCCCUUACUGUGUGACACGAUCUGCACACCAGGUGGCCUUGUUGAUGAGCUCACUGGGUCCCUCUUUCAGAGUGUUGCUUCUCUACUUUGAGCAACCCUUUAAUGUCACCAUGUAUUUGCACGAGGUACUACGCUCAGGAUUGGAGCUGUCUGGCUGUCCAUACCUUUCCAGCAACAUGAGGACUACCUAGGGCUUGUCGUGAACCUGACAGCUCACAGGAAAACAAAAACAUAUUAGGUUUUAAACUUUUGGAUAUUUUUUUUUAGCUUCAAGAGAGCUGGAAAAAAAAUCUUUUCCUUUAUUUAAUGAACUGCCUACUGUACAUUUUCAAUGCAAAAUGGAUAAUGACACAUUGCUAAGGCGAGUUUUUUUGUUGGAGCAUUAUUGUAACACAGUUUUAGUUUUUUUUAGUGUUUACAGGUCAACCUUAGUGGCAGGAAUCUGUAUGAAUGCACUAGAAAAAAUACAUCUAUCGUCACUUGUGUAAUUUGCAAAUGUAUGAUAAUUGAUUUUUUACAGUAAAAUUUCACACGUGUUAAUACAAAAAAUGUAUACAACGUUGAUUCUCAUCUGGUAAUACAUUGUAAAACUUUGUUUAAUAUAUGACAAGCACAGCUUAUAUCUCUCACAAAUGUGCUUCCAAUUAGCUAUUUUUUCAUACUUCUAUUUCACAUUGUUAACUGACUUCAAAAGUAUUGUUAUAUGUAUGUUUGUGCAUAUAAUCAUGACCACUCAUUAAAAUUGCAGUUGAUAAAAAAAAAAUUUCAAUAACUUGGGUCAAUAGGCCGAUAAAAUACUCAUUCAUAAUAAUCAUUGUAACCACAACUUUGCAACAGUUUAACCCACAACUGUGUGUAUAGUUAGGUAUCUACCUUUAGGUUAUAUGGGAUAUGCAAAUCUGAAUGAUUCAUAAUAAUAAACUGAGUUUAGACUGG